UAUUCGUCUCCCCUCUCAUCCGACUCUGCAACUCGGAGUUUUGCUUCAUUUUUUUCUGUCUGAUCAUAAUCGAAGACAUGGAAGAAGCAGAUCAGUUAUGUUUAGCUGCUAAAUCCGGCGACUUGAAAAUGGUUGAAUCUUUAAUAAACUCCGGCGCCGACGUUACACAUUUUGACAACGACGGUCUUACGCCGUUAAUGCACGCCGCUAAAAUCGGAAACGCUGAGAUAGUAACGGCCUUACUCGAAUCCGGAGCUCCAUGGAACGCAUUGUCUCCAUCAAAUCUCUCAGCAGGAGAUUUCGCAAUGGAAGAAGGACACCAAGAAACCUUCGAUCUACUUCUCAAAACAGGAAUCCAAUCAGAGUUGAUCUUAGGAACAAUCGCAAGAAACCAAACCAAGAACGAAUACUCUAAUCAAGAUUAUCUUCAAGAUCGAGUUAGUUUCAGUGAAGACAAGUUAAUGGAUAGUGAAAGCAAAGGUGUGAUGAUGGCUUGGGAAAAACCAUUAAUGGAAGCUCACGCUAAAGCUAUUUGUAUCAAUGGUGGUCACAUUCUAAACGUUGGAUUCGGUAUGGGACUUGUCGAUACAGCGAUACAACGAUACAAUCCGGUUAAACAUACGAUCAUUGAAGCUCAUGCUGAAGUUUAUAAGCGUAUGAUAGAAUCUGGUUGGGGAGAGAAAGAGAAUGUGAAGAUUGUUUUUGGAAGAUGGCAAGAUGUUCUUGAUAAGCUUGAUGAUGAUUCGUUUGAUGGUAUCUUCUUUGAUACUUAUGGUGAGUAUUAUGAAGAUUUGAGAGAGUUUCAUCAACAUCUUCCGAGGUUGUUGAAGCCUGAUGGGGUUUAUUCGUAUUUUAAUGGGUUUUGUGGGAGCAAUGCGUUUUUUCAUGUUGUGUAUUGCAAUUUGGUGACUUUGGAGAUUGAGAAUUUAGGGUUUAGCACUCAGUUGAUUCCAUUGCCGGUUAAGGAUUGCCUUGGGGAUGAAGUUUGGGAAGGUGUCAAGCAAAAGUAUUGGCAGCUUGAUACUUAUUAUCUCCCUGUUUGUCAGUUUAGUGACUGAAGAAGUUUUAUGAAAUUCAGCAAUCUUGUGAUAUUGUAAUUUUUUUUGUUCUCAUAAAAAUUAGAGCUUUUU
Molecule: messenger RNA, 1130 nt
Organism: Arabidopsis arenosa
Lineage: Eukaryota; Viridiplantae; Streptophyta; Magnoliopsida; Brassicales; Brassicaceae
Source: the annotation of a GenBank genome assembly